Messenger RNA from Oryzias melastigma (Indian medaka), 4866 nucleotides. Its product is annotated as voltage-dependent calcium channel gamma-6 subunit. Gene Ontology annotation, biological process: regulation of calcium ion transmembrane transport via high voltage-gated calcium channel. NCBI's taxonomy places the organism in Eukaryota, Metazoa, Chordata, Actinopteri, Beloniformes, Adrianichthyidae. Gene Ontology annotation, molecular function: calcium channel regulator activity. Bases 848 to 1702 code for a protein of 284 amino acids. Gene Ontology annotation, cellular component: membrane; L-type voltage-gated calcium channel complex. The record is from RefSeq and is a predicted model, not a curated record. The transcript is spliced from 7 exons.
AGUGGCUUGUGAGGUCUUUCGUUUACACAGUUUGAAGUCCAUAAUUCUCGCCAUGACCAUCAUAACGGAGUGUUUAAAGUUAGCUUAAUUCCUUCCCUUUAAAGUAAUCAACUUCAUAACUCUUAAAUUACAAAAUGUCCCCAAAACAAUGAAUGUCCCCACAGUGUUGUGGAAACAAUAGGGUCAGACCCCAGAAUGACAUAAAGACAUGAACACACACACACACAAACAAUUUAAUUUUUUUUCUUGGAAAUAAACACGAACGGGGGCUGUAAGCUCAAACAAAACCUGUACAUGUGUCCUUUACUUCUUUGUAGAUGCACAACACAAAUGCAGACACACACCCCCCACCACCACGAUUACCAAACAGCUCCAAACGGAGCCAACUCCUAACUUCCACCCCUUUCCGCCCCCUUACUCCCCAGUCCACAGCUCACUCCCUCUCCCCUCCUUGCCUCACCUCAAUCUCCGUCACUUCGAGCUGAGCCACAAACACAACAACCAGUUUUUGCAGAGGAGCUGCAAGAAGAGAAGAGAAGUUUUUUACUUUCAUGAUGUUUUUGUCUGUAGGAAUUUUAUUCCACAAGACUCAAUUUUUUAUGAAACAUUUCUUAAAGGAAAGCCAGAAUCUAAUUUUUCCUGCUUAAUUUUGUAGACAUCAUUUUUUGCUGCAAAAACAAGCUGUGGAUUUUAUUUUAUUUUUUUCAUUCAUAGACCCUUUUGUGGAUACAGUCAAGUUUGAUGCUGACUGACUGAAAAAGGAAACCCAUUCCUUAGUUUCCCUAUCGUUCACUGACUGAAUUUCAAUCAGAGAAAUUCAUCUGCCUCUAAAUUGCUUUGACCCAACAUGUGGUCAACCUUUUUUGUGACCGAUGAAGAGGGCCGAACGGUGGCCCCAGGAGCGGCGGGGACAGUUGGAGGGGUAGCAGGACCGGCUCCAGGCGCUGGGGGUUUGGCCAGCUUGAUGGGGGGUCGCGGCACUUUUGGGGGAAAGCGCCGCAGGACGACGUCUGCGGGACACGGCCUGAGUGAGGCCCAGGAGGGAAAGAUCAAGUUGGCAUUCUUUGUUGCCAUCGUAGGCGUAGUGCUAACAGUUCUCGGUGUCGGAACAGAGUUCUGGGUGGAGUUGUCACCCUCCAAGAGUUUCUACAACAAUCAGACCUGUUUAACCGCUCACAUGGGCCUGUGGAAGGGCUGCACCAAGACCUUGUGGGUGGCCGACAUUGACCCAGAACGAGAGAGCUGCGGCCCCGCUGAGCUGCCGGGAGAAUCAAACUGCACCUACUUCAAGUUUUUUACCACAGGAGAGAACACUGUGAUGUUUCAGAAGACAACACAGAAGAAUCUAAAUGUGGCGGCAGCCAUGCUGUCCCUGUUCAGUCUGUUCCUGAUGGUGAUGGGGACCAUCUGCAUCAGCAUGGCCCUCAGUAAGGAGAUCCUGUUCUUCCUUAAGCCCGCGUCUAUCUGCUUUAUUCUGUCAGGAGUUCUGGUGCUCCUGGCUAUUGUGGUCUUCCACCAGUCCAUCCUGGCGUUCCUGGCCAGCGAUCACACCGUUCCUCUUCACCACGAGCUGUCCUGGUCCGUGUCGUGUAUCGGCUGCGCCGGAGCCAUCCUCAUCGUGGGCGGGGUUUUCUUCCUGCUGCUGGCGCUGCCCUGCAGCCCGUGGCAGAGGUGUUUCCCACACAAGGACAGUGGCAGCUAGAACUAGGAGGAACUGAAGCGGCUGAUCUGCUGACUGCUUUUAGCUGUUUCCUUUCUCUGUUGACCUCAGAGGAACUGGAAACCACCGGAAUGCAAACGCUGAUUGUAGCUGCAGUCCUGUAAGAAUGUAUGUGCCUGAUUUUUUUUUUUAAUAUAUAUAUCGGUAACUCCUUGCAAUCCUAAGUGAAAAUUAGGAUUUUUGUCGCACUUAGACAUCCUAGAGUUAAAAAAAAAUACAUUUUUUAAAUGUUUACUAAAUUAUCAAGAGAGAAAUAAAGGGCUGCACGGUGGUGCAGCAAGAAGGCCACAGUUUAAGACCUUUUCUGUAUGAAGUUUGCAUGCGUGGGUUUCCUCCAGGGACUCCAGCUUCCUCCCACUGUCCAAAGAGAUGCUUCUUAGGUGAAUUGAUCACUCUAAAUUGUCUCUAGGUGUGAGUGUGUGAUUCUAUGGCCCUGCAGAGGACUGGCAAUCUGUCCAGGGUGCACCCCGCCUUUAGCCGGGUUAGGCUCUGGCGGCCCCGUAAAGUAUAAAACAGGUUAAGAAAAUGGACAGAAGAGGGAAAUAAAACUGUUAAAACCAAAUUUGGUGUUUGUGAAAAAGUAAUUCCCCCUUAGUGUGAAACAUCAAAGUAAUCAAUCACCUAAUAAACAAAUCCAGUUCCUGUCAGACCAACAGAAAUGAGAAAUCUCUUCAACAGAAGACGUCUGAAAACAUGAUGCAGGUGAAACUUUUGACAAAGAAAGUACUAAAUACGUCACAGAAACAUUUCAGCAGCUUCAAGACAAUCCACACAAAUAAUUUGCUUUUGUAUCGACUUUUUAUAACCCCACAUUGCAACUGUUACGGUAAAAAUCAUGGGCUGCAAACUGAAUUCUAUAAUAUUUGUACUCUUGGAAUGUCAGAUUCUGAUUUGUCAAAUGUUUUUUUUUUAUUUUAUAUGUUCCUUGCCCUGAGACAGACUGGCGACCUGUCCAGGGUGAACCCCGCCUUCGGCCAUCAGUGGCCGGGAUAGGCUCCGGCACCCCGCGACCCCGAACGGGAUUAAGCGGUCAAGAAAAUGGAUGGAUGGAUGGAUGGAUGUUCCUUGUGGUACUGCUAAGGUUACUAAAACAAAUACCACCACACAGUAGUGAUGAAUCAGCAGAAUCUUCAAGUUUAGCUGCAGCUGCCCAAUUUUUUUCAAAAAUGCAGACAGCGGCUGUCAGUCAGGCGGGAAUGACGUUAUAAUUGGGCGACAGCUGGGCAGCCGGAUUCUGAUUGGAUGAUGUGUAAAUGUGUCUGCCGUCCAUAUCAAGUCCCAUCGGCCGCCAGCCACCCGGUGGCCCAGGAAUAUAUUGAAAGUGGACCAUUCUGCACCACUGAUCACUCACAACUCAGAUUUUAAGUGCAUAUUAUAAUCUUGUCAAUUUACAAAUUUUUAGAUAAAAUAACUCCCAAGAAUCACAAUGUUCUAUCUUCUUUGUAUUCCUCUUGAUUUUGCAGAAAAAGUUGUAUAUAGGUCAUAUUUUGGGAUAUGUGACCCUUUAGAAUUAAAACACAUUACACCAAUUCCAUGAGGCUUUUAGAUGAAAACUCCCCAGAAAAACUUUUUUGGUAGUUUUUUUUUUUUUUUCAGCCUUAGAAGCCCAAAAAUCUUCAAGCAAGGUUGUGCAAAUAAAAGAAAUGAAGGGUUCCCCCAAAAACUUCUACAUAAUGCUUUGAUAAUACUUUUUGCAAUUUUUUUUUACCAGUCAGAAAAAAUGCAAUGACCUGUGAAGAUGCACUUUGACUCUCUUGAAGCUAAACUUCAGCUCAUGUUUUAGUUUAUGGAGCAUUUGUCUAGCACCACUUUAGAGCACCAGAUACAGAGGAAACUAGUCGUUUAUAGAUUUCUCUUUCAUUUCUGGUGACGAGAUCAGAGCCCAUAGAGACACCUUUGACUGCACCAUUUGUAUCAAUGGAUUCUCCAGAGUACAGGACAUGACAAAGCUUUUGGAGCAGUUGUGUUUCCAGUUUCAAGUCGUUUUUUUUUUAAUGGAGAAAGUGGUGAAGGUCAAAUGUUUUCAUUUUACUCUGCGUAUCACUGACUUUUUCCUCAGGAUUAAAACCAUUUAAAAGGAACGGGGAUGGCAUGUGAGGUGAAAUUGUCGCCAAUGUGAAGCUAUACCAGUAUUUAAUCUUAAGCUUUUCCAACUAUUACUAAGAAAUUAAAUUAUUCGUAGCAUUUUACCCUGAUUUUUUAAAACACAGGCAGCAGUAAAAUCUAUUUGAUCUGCAUACAAUUUUGCCAAAGUAUAGUAAAGUAACAGUAACAGUAAAAGAAAAAGUUAUUAUUUAAGCAAAUUAAUAAUUUCCUAAAUCAGUUUCUUUUACUUUAGGCAAAAGUUAAAAAAAUCCCUUUUUUCAAAUUGCAAAUUGCAUACAUUCCUUCUUUAUAUUUUAUACAAUAAAAGCAUAUUUUAUUAACCAGCAGAUACAUUUUAUUGACAUUUCUGAGGGGAAAUACUUAGAUAACUGUACCAUAAAAAGUUUCUUACCAAAAAUCCUGAUCAGUUUAUAGCGUCACUUUUAAUAUUUGUUUUGCUUGUUAAUCAAGUGGACAACAGUAAAAUGUUUGUGUGUUUUCCACCAUGAAAGCAGUCCUGGUACAAAAUUAUGCAGCUUCAUUCAUGCUGACAUUUACAAAGAAUAAACAAUGAUUUAUUGUGACAUUUUUUGACAAGCUGAUACAAAUUUCCACAGGUUUUAAUGAAAUUGUUCUGACAUACACUGUUAAAAAAAGUCUGGAUUUCUGAUUUUGACUUUUGUUAACUAGAGGGAAAAUUGUCCAAGUGAAAAGCUAUUUAGGUAUUUUUUGCAAUCAAAUAUAACAUAAUAAUUAUGUGUAUUUCUAGAAUUUUUAGGUUAAAUUUAAAACCAAAAUCAGUCAAAUUUGCUCCUUAUACAUUUUUUUGCUCCUGCUGUCAUCGCUUUAUGGCCAUUCUUUUUGGCAAACAAAUUGAGUUUAUAUAUUUUUAAAAAUAUAUAAAAGGUAAAAAAUGUAAUGAGUCAAAAUUAUGUUGGAGUAAAUACUAAUGAACUCCAUUAAUGUUUGAGCCCAAACUUUGAAACAAUUUGAGAUAGUUAUUAUAAUUUUAAUGUAUUCACUGUUUAAGUCAACACAUUAAGCUUACAAAAAAAAAAAAA